AUGCCUCGCCGCCCUCGACCAUUGAGAAGAGCGCCUCCACACAAUCUAGGAACACCAAAGAAAAAUCAGAAAAAGGCCGUUCCCGAGAUCAAGCCAAAGGCCGUACCGAAAAUCAUCCACUUCGCAGAUGCAGAUUCCGAAAGUCAAAGUGAGAAUGGUGGUGCAGACAACGACGAAGAGGUUGAAGAGUUGAAUGAAGAUGAAGAUGAAUCCUCAGAACAGGUUGAAUUUGAGGAAGGUUCGAGUCAGGGAACUGGGUUAGAAGAGGAUCAUGGGCAAGAUGACGAUGUAGAUGCUGAUGCACCUCGAGUCGCGCAAUGGGAAGAUGACGAAGAAGAAAAUUUCAUGUACAAGAAACCUAUCGAAGAAAAGUCUGCUAUGGGGGACGGAACGGAGAAUUUACCUUUGGGAGCUCUUCGUCGCGCUCAACGUAUCCUCAGUCAGGCCGAGCCCGAAAGUGAUUCAGACUCGGAAGCGGAUAGCGAACGUAUCUCGAGUAACAGUGGAUCAGAAACGUACAACACUAAAGGGAAAGGCAAAGAGAAAGGCCAAAAGGUUGAAUGGAGUGCAAAACCACGCACAGACAUCACUAAGAGGUCAAGCAAACACGCACCUAUGGAAGUUACGUCCAAAAAACCUGUUACUCGACGAAGAACUGUCAUUGAAGUCCCCAAGAUUGUACCACGCGAUCCGAGAUUCCUUCCCACUGCCGGAGAGUUCUCAGCAGACAGAUUUUCGAAAUCGUACGGGUUCCUGGUGGAAAACCGUAAAAGAGAAUUGCAAACUUUGCGAGAAACUUUGAAGCAAGCGCGUAAAUUGCUCUCUUCGUCUCCCAAGGAACUAAGAAGUGAGCGGGAGCAUGAAGUGUAUCGGUUGGAACAGGCCAUCAAACGAACAGAAAGUUUGGUGAACAAGGAUCGACUCGACCAGGUACAACGGGAAGCGCUGAGCAAAGUCAAGAAGGAAGAACGGGCGAAACGAAGUGAGGGAAAAGGAGCAUGGUAUUUAAAGAAAGGCGAACAACGAAAGCUGAUUGUACAGGCGAAAUACGAAGCGCUGGCCAAGGAAGGCGGACAACGUGCUGUGAAGAAAGUGAUGGAGAAAAGGCAAAAGAAACAGAGUCAGAAAGAGAAGCGAUCCCGACCGUAUGCCAAGGGAGAAGAGGGACUCAGUCGCAAACGAAGCUCGGAUUCAGGGUGGCCUACUGCCAAGCGACAACGAGUAGUUUAG
Messenger RNA from Psilocybe cubensis, 1230 nucleotides. RefSeq lists its product as uncharacterized. The record is from RefSeq and is a predicted model, not a curated record. Bases 1 to 1230 code for a protein of 409 amino acids. Gene Ontology annotation, cellular component: nucleolus; 90S preribosome. Lineage: Eukaryota; Fungi; Basidiomycota; Agaricomycetes; Agaricales; Agrocybaceae. The transcript is spliced from 5 exons. Gene Ontology annotation, biological process: maturation of SSU-rRNA from tricistronic rRNA transcript (SSU-rRNA, 5.8S rRNA, LSU-rRNA).